UUUGAGAACCCCUUUAUUCGAAGCGUUGUUGUGAAUCCAAUAUGGCGUUAUCUGAUGUUUUAAUAUUUUGAAGAAGUGUAUAAGUUUUAGUACAAAUGGGAGUGAAAUAAACAAAUAAGCCGGUGCAUAGGAUUAGCGCCCGAAUAUCUGAUUGAUUUUUUGAGUAUAAUAGUUAAUUUAAGAGUUGACUAACAUGACAGACACAAGACGAAGAGUCAAACUUUACGCUCUGAAUGCAGAUCGACAGUGGGAUGACAGAGGAACAGGCCAUGUGUCGUCGUGCUAUGUAGAAAGGCUAAAAGGUACCUCAUUGCUGGUCAGGGCAGAGUCAGACGGUACACUUUUGCUAGAAAGCAAAAUACAACCCGACACAGCCUAUCAGAAACAGCAAGAUACAUUAAUAGUGUGGUCUGAAGGUGACAAUUUUGAUUUAGCAUUAAGUUUUCAAGAAAAAGCUGGCUGCGAUGAGAUAUGGGAGAAAAUUUGUCAGGUACAAGGCAAAGACCCUUCAGUUGAAAUAACACAGGACAUUGUAGAGGAGUCUGAAGAUGAGCGAUUUGAUGAAAUGUCAGACAGUGUCCAGCCAGUGGAGCUCCCUGCGUGUGAAAUGGGACGACUAGAGGACAUAAGUGAACUAGUGAACAGCUGUCUCGUUUCACCAAACAGGAAAGACAAGUUAGCUGCAGCUUUAGAAAGCCAGCACUAUAUUAAGAAACUUCUAAACCUCUUCCAUAUGUGUGAGGAUAUAGAAAACGUUGAGGGUCUACACCAUCUCUACGAGAUAUUCAAAAGUAUAUUCCUCUUGAACAAAAACACACUAUUUGAUACAAUGUUUGCAGAUGACACGAUUUUUGACGUUGUUGGCUGUCUAGAAUAUGACCCCAGUUUACCCCAGCCCAAAAAGCACAGAGAGUAUCUUAGGGAGCUAGCGAAAUUCAGAGAGGCUAUUCCCAUAAAGAAUAAAGAUUUGCUCGCUAAAAUACACCAGACAUACAGAGUACAAUAUAUACAGGAGAUUGUUUUACCGACCCCCACAGUUUUUGAAGACAAUUUGCUAAGCACAUUGUCAAGUUUUAUAUUUUUUAAUAAAGUAGAAAUAGUGAAACUUAUAGAGGAGGAUGAUAAAUUUCUAACGGAUCUAUUCAAAAUGUUAAUGGAUGACAAAACUGGUGACACAAAGAGGAGGGAUUUAGUUCUAUUUUUGAAAGAAUUUUGUAAUUUUUCACAAAAUCUACAACCACAAGACAAAGAUGCAUUUUAUAAGACGCUAGUUUCACUGAGAAUCCUGCCAGCACUAGAGAUAACACUAAGUAUAGAUGAUCAAAAAACUAAGACUGCAUCUAUAGAUAUUUUGACGUACAUUGUUGAGUUUUCACCGUCAGUAGUCAGAGACUAUACAUUACAGCAAGCUAACAAUACAGAAGAGGAACAAAUGUUAUUAAAUAUAGUCAUAGAACAGAUGCUCAGGGACCAGGACCCUGAGUUAGGCGGUGCAGUCCAGUUGAUGGGUGUUCUACGUAUCCUUCUAGACCCAGAGAGUAUGCUCGCAUCAGUAAAUAAAAGUGAAAAGGCAGACUUCCUCAACUUCUUCUACAAACAUAGCAUACAAACUUUAAUAGCACCCUUACUGGACAACACAAGUGGGGAAAAGCCAUUGAAAGAGGACUAUCACACAGUGCAACUGCUGGGCCUGGUGCUCGAACUAUUGUCAUUCUGCGUAGAACAUCACACCUACCAUAUCAAAACUUGCAUAUUAAAUAAGGACCUCCUCCGUCGCAUCCUAGUGUUGAUGAGAUCAACGCACACGUUCUUAGUGCUCGGCGCGUUGAGGUUUAUGAGGAAAAUUAUUGCACUGAAAGACGAAUAUUACAACAGAUACAUUAUAAAGGGGAACCUUUUUGCACCAGUCAUAGACGCUUUCCUUAGAAAUAAUGGCAGGUAUAAUUUAUUAGAUUCUGCUAUCCUAGAAUUAUUUGAGUUUAUUAAGUUGGAAGACAUAAAAUCACUGUGUUCACACGUCGUGGAGAACUACGGCAAGAUCCUUGAGGAUGUUGAAUAUGUACAAACUUUUAAGGCUUUAAAGACGCGAUACGAUCAGCACCAGGACAAGUUAAAAGAAAGGGAUAGGGUAAGCGGCAGCGUGGCGGUCGCGGAGGCGGUGGUGCCAUCUCUGCUCCGCACGCGGUACCGGCGCGAGGCGCGGCAGCCCGACGAGGAGGAGGAGAUGUGGUUCAACGACGACGACGAGCUGGAGGACGACGCGCCGCUCGACUCGGCGCAGCCGCACGCGCACACGCACGCGCACCACGCGCUAGACGCUAUAGGAAAAAUAGUGGAAAAGAAGGUGUGCUCUAGCGCCGACGCGGUGAACGGGCCCCGCGUACUGCUGGGCGCGGCCAAACCGCCUCACACCGACGCUCAGGUAUCCGCGCCCAGUUUACUCAAUAAGGGUCUGGUGGAUUACGACGGCGACUCCGAUGAGGAGGAAGACGGCGGCGCGUCCAGCGGCAGCUCGAGCGGCGCCAGUUCUACGGACGAGCGCGACGCGAAGCGGCCGCGGCUCGCGUAGUGACCGACCAUUCCACCCCUGGACCUUUCAAGGAAUAUAAACCCCAGUCUCGCCCCCACUGUGCAUCGGAGUGCCGUGAGGAUUGGGUAUUUGACAAUUUUUUUUUUUUUUAAUUUUUAAUUGUACAUAAUAUAUUAAAAUUAUGCUAAUAGUAGAGCAAUUUUGUAGAAGUUACUGUGUAUCUGCGGUGAAUACUUUGAAAUACGGCGACGUGUUUGCGUCGCACUUAUGACGUCACGCGCUCGUAAAAUUGUUAGAUUUGUAUGGGCGUCCAAACAAGAUUACAAAUGUCUUCGGUAUUUGUGCGUUUGUGUUAAGGAAGCUAUAAAUAUAUGAUUUUUCAUUUAAUUACAGUAAAGGGUUUACGAUUGUUAGUGAAAUAUUUUAACCUUUUUUUUCCCGACAUUCUUCGUUUUUAUGUAUUAGUUUCAUAAAAAUCAAUAUAUUCAAAGGUAGUCAAAUACCCAAUUGACCAUACUAUUUGAUAAGAUGAAACGGAUGCAGACGUCUGUCUGUCCUGUAAUUAUUUAUUGUAUUGAAUAUAUUAUUAUGUGUAUUUUUCUCACUAAACGUCAUUGAGGAGCA
Messenger RNA from Bicyclus anynana (squinting bush brown), 3154 nucleotides. It is a transcript of the gene flfl, whose product is annotated as serine/threonine-protein phosphatase 4 regulatory subunit 3. The record is from RefSeq and is a predicted model, not a curated record. The transcript has 10 exons. Lineage: Eukaryota; Metazoa; Arthropoda; Insecta; Lepidoptera; Nymphalidae. The coding region runs from base 194 to 2569 and encodes 791 amino acids. Gene Ontology annotation, biological process: protein dephosphorylation; DNA damage response. Gene Ontology annotation, cellular component: protein phosphatase 4 complex; nucleoplasm. Gene Ontology annotation, molecular function: protein phosphatase activator activity.